GCAGUUGCUGUGUUGAAAGUAGGAACUAGUCAGCUAACUGUGACGUUACUUGCCUUGCACACACAACAAAAAAACUACACUCGCCGUGUUUCUUUUGCCUUUUUUUUUCUUGUUCUUCGCGGCCUUUUUCCCGCCCUUCCUUGAAGAAGCAGCAGCCAUGAGCUUUUUUGGAUUCGGCCAAAGUGCGGACAUCGAUGUGGUUCUGAACGAUGCAGAAACGAGGAAGAAAGCCGAGCACAAAAGCGAGGACGGCAGGAAGGACAGAUAUUUCCUCUUCUACGACGGGGAAACGGUGUCGGGGAAGGUCAACGUGACGCUCAAGUAUCCGGGAAAGAGGCUGGAACACAACGGCAUCAAGAUCGAGUUUGUCGGGCAGAUAGAGCUCUAUUAUGACAGAGGAAACCACCAUGAAUUUGUGUCUCUGGUGAAAGACCUUGCCAGGCCUGGGGAACUCACACAGUCGCAGACCUUCGAUUUUGAGUUCACACACGUAGAAAAACCAUACGAGUCUUACACCGGCCAGAACGUCAAAUUACGAUACUUCCUGAGAGCCACAGUAAACCGCAGAUUGAGUGACAUCAGCAAAGAGAUGGAUAUUGUGGUUCAUACACUCAGCACCUACCCUGACAUCAACUCCUCCAUCAAAAUGGAAGUUGGGAUCGAGGAUUGUCUACACAUCGAGUUUGAGUAUAAUAAAUCCAAGUAUCACAUAAAAGAUGUAAUUGUUGGAAAGAUUUACUUUUUGCUGGUGAGGAUAAAAAUCAAACACAUGGAGAUUGACAUCAUCAAGCGGGAAACAACUGGCACUGGGCCCAACGUCUACCACGAGAACGACACCAUAGCCAAGUAUGAAAUCAUGGACGGCGCACCUGUCAGAGGAGAGUCCAUCCCCAUCAGGCUGUUCCUAGCAGGCUACGAGAUGACGCCGACCAUGAGGGACAUUAACAAGAAGUUCUCAGUGCGCUACUACCUCAACUUGGUCCUCAUUGACGAGGAGGAAAGACGAUACUUCAAACAGCAGGAGAUCACGUUGUGGAGGAAAGGUGACGUCGCCAGGAAGAGUAUGUCUCAUCAAGCAGCCAUCGCCUCCCAGCGCUUCGAGGGCUCCUCCAAACCAGACAACCGCGGCGAUGAAGGAGAAAGCUAAAUCCAAAAGUUAUGAAUAUGCAUAUCAUUUCUAUGUGUGGAGAGAAAACGUGCGGCACUUCUUUGCAGUGCAUGUGUGUGUGUGCGUGCGUCACCUAAUAGCGAGGUCUGUGCUCAGAAUUAUAGAAUUUUAUUUCAAGAGAAAAUGAAAGGAGUGAUUGUGCUUAAGAUGCUUGAAGUAUUUUCAUACAUUCCACCAGAAUUGACAUAUUUAGAGUAUUUAUUUUUAAGGCGGUCAGAAGUGUUCAGUGCAUUAUUCAACCAGCGAGAUCACGCCUGCUUCUACAACACAUGAACACAAAAUAACCAGUGGAGACAAAAGGAAUUGAGGAUUAUUCUUUGGAACACAUUUAAAAAGUCAUUCAUAGAGAGUAGAAUAUAUAAAGUGGAACUUUCUGUGAUUCUGGUUGAUUUCUAAAUUCUAAAUAAUGUUAGGUGUACGGGUGUCCUGAUCCAAUAUCGAUAAUGGUCCAAUAUCAGCAAAGACAUCAAUAUUGGCUUGCAUCAAAACAGUCCGAUACAAGCAGUCCUGCAGUGUGUUUAUAAGUGCAAAGCUGCACAGACUGUUGACUUCUAUAUGUCCUCCAAUAAACACACAAGGUUGGUCUUUUCUUUUA
Nerophis ophidion (straightnose pipefish) is the source of this 1763-nucleotide messenger RNA. RefSeq names its product vacuolar protein sorting-associated protein 26B-like. Gene Ontology annotation, cellular component: retromer complex; endosome. The record is from RefSeq and is a predicted model, not a curated record. The transcript has 6 exons. Lineage: Eukaryota; Metazoa; Chordata; Actinopteri; Syngnathiformes; Syngnathidae. Gene Ontology annotation, biological process: retrograde transport, endosome to Golgi; intracellular protein transport. Bases 158 to 1147 code for a protein of 329 amino acids.